CGAAUAUUUUUCUUACAUACAUUAAAUGUUUCUCAAAGUUUUAUUUAAAAAAAAAAAUAGCUACGAAAUAUUCAAAAGACAAUAUUAAAUUCAAUGGUAUAUAAAGCUAAUUAAUUAUCCAUUCGAAUAAAUGUUAAAAUUACCGAUCAUCAAAGAUAUCAAAAGGCCAAAGGACGUUUGCAAAUGCCGUCCGAUCUGUAAAAGUCGUAGACGAGAAUGGAAGGGAGAAGUUCAUAAGACAUCAGCUGAACUCAUACUUGAAAGGAAGCCUUUACAAGACUGUUUCAAAAGAUGGCCAUCUAAAGUUCACGCCAACAGCCUCUGUCCUCUGUUUGCAAGGAAACAUCGCAUAGUGAUAAAUGAACGGAACGCAAGCUUACCUCCGAACAUCGUACGAAUUUGUCAAACACCGUUGGACGACCAAGUUGAUACACCAUAUAUAAAGUUCGCAGAAAUGGCAAAGAAAUUAGGUGCAUGGGAUGCAAUCAAAAGUUGCUGUGUAUUUUGCAAUUGUGGAAUUUGUUGCGCGUGCAGCCCGCGCAGUUACGAAUUCCGUGCAGAGUCAUGGGACCAGUUGCUUGCGAGUAUGCGCAAAUUUGAUGCUCGAGUAAAACAGUGUAUACCUAUGCAAAUUAUGUAUGACAUAUCAUGAUUAAAUUAUGUGUGUUAAACUUUAGCACGCUUAUUUUACCCGAGCGAAGACAGGAAGUCAGGUUAGCUAGUAA
Nymphalis io (European peacock) is the source of this 725-nucleotide messenger RNA. RefSeq lists its product as uncharacterized. Bases 131 to 652 code for a protein of 173 amino acids. NCBI's taxonomy places the organism in Eukaryota, Metazoa, Arthropoda, Insecta, Lepidoptera, Nymphalidae. The record is from RefSeq and is a predicted model, not a curated record. The transcript has 4 exons.